Messenger RNA from Bipolaris victoriae FI3, 180 nucleotides. RefSeq lists its product as hypothetical. The annotation marks the transcript as partial. The record is from RefSeq and is a predicted model, not a curated record. The transcript has a single exon. Lineage: Eukaryota; Fungi; Ascomycota; Dothideomycetes; Pleosporales; Pleosporaceae.
CUGGGAUUCCUUGUGGUGCAUGACCCCACCUCAAUCUUGCUUUGCCGUUGUGCUCCACAAACUCUUUGGGGAAUAGUCCAAUCGGCAGUGUAUAACCGCUAUUUUCGUGCACUUCGCAGUCAUAACGCCGACUCUUUGACUGACCCUAUUCGUGGAGAUAGCACGGGAUCUUCCUCAUAG